Molecule: messenger RNA, 1047 nt
Organism: Colletotrichum orchidophilum
Lineage: Eukaryota; Fungi; Ascomycota; Sordariomycetes; Glomerellales; Glomerellaceae
Product: pectinesterase
Exons: 1
Coding region: 1-1047 (348 amino acids)
Biological process (GO): cell wall modification
Molecular function (GO): pectinesterase activity
Source: RefSeq, a predicted model, not a curated record
AUGGUUGCGUUUCUUCCAUUCCUUUCAUUCGCUGUGCUGGCUGUCGCAUCUCCAGCCAAGCUUUCAGUCGAAGUUGGCAUCGAUGAUAAAAACUGCGAUGGCAAGUUCGCCAGAACUAGCCCUUCACCCAAUGCCAUAGUCGUCGACGCUUCCGGCAAGCAACCUAACAGCUAUCCCACGCUCGGCGGCGCCGUCGCCGCCCUACAGAACAUCACCGACGACCAGAGCAUCUUCAUCAUGCCCGGCACCUACACCGAGCAGGUCCGUGUCCCCAACUUCCGCGGCAAUCUCAUCAUCCAGGGCUACACCUGCGACUCGCGCGACUACGUCGGCAACAAGGCCACCCUGACCAACAACAUCUCCCGCACCUCGCCCAACAUCACCAACAACGACCAGACCGCCACCCUCCGCCUCUGGGGAGAUAACAUCAAGGUAUAUAACCUCAACGUUGCAAACACUUUCGGCCAGGCCAGAAAGAACGGCAUGGCCCUCGCCGUCAGCGCACAGAAGACAAACAUCGGCUUCUACGGCUGCCUCAUCAGCGGAUACCAGGACACCCUCUUAGCCAACGAGGGAAGACAGAUCUACACAAAGACCGGCCUCAUCGGCGCCGUCGACUUCCUUUUUAGCCAGCGCGGCAUUGUUUUGUUCCAGAUGUGCGACAUCACUACCAUCGGACCCGGCUUCAUCACUGCCAACGGCCGCGACGCCGCCAACAACACCUCCUUCUUCCUGAUUAACAAGGCCAAUGUCACCGGCACCAACGGCACUGCUACCUCCUACCUCGGCCGACCCUGGAGACCCUACUCCCGCGUCGUUUUUCAGAACAGCGAGUUGAGCGACGUUAUUGCGCCCCUUGGCUGGUCUACCUGGGACGACGUGCAAAGCACGGCUAAUGUCUACUUCAAGGAGUACAACAAUUCCGGUCCCGGCGCGAAUGGUACCAGAGCUAGCUUUAGUUCCAAGCUCGAUAAGCCUAUCCAGGCUGAAACCCUUUUGGGUGAGGAUUUCAAGAAGGAGUGGUGGGUUGACGAGUCGUACUUGUAA